This is a messenger RNA of Trypanosoma grayi, 6798 nucleotides long. RefSeq lists its product as hypothetical. Gene Ontology annotation, cellular component: nucleus. The record is from RefSeq and is a predicted model, not a curated record. The coding region runs from base 1 to 6798 and encodes 2265 amino acids. Gene Ontology annotation, molecular function: transcription cis-regulatory region binding. The transcript has a single exon. Lineage: Eukaryota; Euglenozoa; Kinetoplastea; Trypanosomatida; Trypanosomatidae. Gene Ontology annotation, biological process: regulation of transcription by RNA polymerase II.
AUGUCUGCCCCGUUGGACGCGCUUGCGCGGGAGUUCUUUUCGCCUCCAGGUGCGUGCUCCUCGCGUCAGCACCACGAGGGCCGCGGCAGCUCCAUGACGGGAGGCAUGCGAGAAGGUGAGAGUGGCGCGCCGUCACCCGUGGUAGCUGCGGCGGCGCCGUCAUCAGAUUCCUGCACGAAUGAAGCAACCAACAAGAGUGUCGGACGAACUGUGAUGCCGCCGCUGCAGGACGACGCGCAUUUUAUCCCACCUUUGCUGCAGUACUUCAAUCGACUGGCGGUGGCAAGUGCUGCGUCGCCCCGCGCCUUCCCGAACCUUGCACCAGAAGCCGAAGCAGCAGCAACAUCAACAACAACAGCAACAACAACGACCGCAGCCAGUCAGACCGCGCCUCAGCGACACACAGUGUAUAUAUCUCUGGGUGGGUCCGACGCCGUGCUCAGUGCACGUCGCCACCUCCGGUAUGAGAAGUGGCCCCCGGAAUGUAGCGGCAGCAGUGGUGCCGGUAGGAGGCACUCGGUCACUCAUCCAGCGAGCAGCUCCCGCGCCGCGUCUUCGCGUCCCGGCGGAACCGACGCGGGGUGCCUCGUUGCGGAGCGGUUCGACGUCUUUGCAAACUACAUGCAGCCGCCACUGAGCGACUGGGGCGCCUCCUACGAGUCGCUGAGCCGGAGCUACCAGCUCGGUCUCGACGCACUGGUGACGCUGGUGGAGUCGUGCAACCGCUGCAUGCUGCACGAGCGGGGAUCCGCCGCACCCAACACCGCUUCACCGGCGAAGCGCGCCGUCUUCGUGGCUAACGCGGAGUCGGUGUCUUCGGGCGCAACACCAGCGAUGGGAGCAGCGGCAGCUGCGGUAGUAGCAGCAACAGCAUCAGAGGGCCUGGGUGAUAAGCGCGAUGCGAUUGUGGUUCGCCUCAAUAGCCUUUUCCGAAGCCUCAUAGAGCGUGGUGAGCGUGUGCUUGCGCUGCACAUCAUCAUCCGUGUUGCCUCAUGGCGGUUCGCGAGCAAAAACGAGCGCGUCACCAUUCUCUUCAACCAUCUGCGUACAUGCCUGCCAACCGCACGCAUAUCUACUGCCACGCUUGCGAUGGAGGCGUGGGGACAACUUCACUCUAUUGAGGCGAGCUCCUCUGUGUACCUCAAAGCCGCCUCAGAGUUGCUGUCACUUGCGUGCGGCUUUACACAGUACGGCCAUUCCUUAGCAGAACAGUUGACGGGGCUUGUUAUUAUACGCCACGUGGCGUUGUGGCCAACCUCUCUGUACCGCGCGUUGCUGUCAAACGAGCGCGACUCUCUCUUGUUGGCAACGUGGACGUCGUUAUCCAACGAUGCCUUCCCACCACGAGUGCGGGAACUCGCGGCGGCGACGCUGCACGCGUUGUUCGUUAUUGCGCUGGAGCAGCGGAACUUCCGCUCUGUGCACACGGUGCUACAGCACGCCGUGAUGCUGAUGUUGUCCCCGGAGAAUAAGGUGGAGUUUCCCAGUAUUUACUCUCUCUCAACGACAUUGCGGUUACCGCAUGGGGCUCAUGACUUGCCACAAGAAACCAUUCCGAGCACUGGCCCCAGCAACGCUGCUGCUAUGCGGCAGCCGUCGUUACGACCACCCAAUACGCCUCAAGCAGUAACGCGGCGCGGUGAUAGCAAGAACAACAGCAUCGCCAGUGGCCAUGCACACCCUUUUGAUCAACUAAAGGCGAAGAUCUUUUCGAUUGGACGGCGUGUGUUUGGCGGUGGUAAAAGCAGCCAGCGUCGCACAUCAACCUCCGCGUUAAAUCACUCUGUUGAUGCCGUGAUGAGCAACAACGACACCGCGACCGCCGAGGCGGAUACGGAGUUCUGCGCUUCCGUCUCGUCGUGUUUUGCCCUGCCGGCGUUCACCAGCAACGCGUUGGGCGCGAGCGGUCCAACGACCAGCGCAGCAGGCUUGGGACACCGCAAGUUACAGCAUCGUCUUGCCCAGGUGCCGCCACCACCCAACUUUGAUACAAUCCUGCACGCCGGAACACUCGUCGUGGGAGCCUUUGUCUCCGCUGUGCGCUACUGCUUCCCAUACUGGGAACCAUCUGUGACGGAUCUUGCGGAGAAACACGCACACCCAGUAGCUGCUGCUGCUACUGCUACUACCACUGCUAGCACUACCACUGCUUCUGCCGCAGCUGCUGCUGGUGUUUCUGUCUCUGCGAUCUCGGGAGAGGCGACACGCGGAGCAGCCGUGACUACAUCGACGACAGCCAUUAUGCCUGGGCCGAUAACGGUGGCAGACUCCCCGUUGCGGGUACUGUCGAGCUCACGCUCAUCCUGCGUGAGCAGCCUGCGUAGUGGGAGACGUGACGUGUCGCCGCGUCGCCACACCGGUGAAUUGCCGCUCGAUGUUGAGGAUGACGCGUCGCACGGCACCGAGACGGACGAAUCCGUCUCUGGCGCGCUACAGCGGCAGGAUGAUGAUGAUGAUGACGACGAUGAGGACAAUGAGGAGGACGAAGGGGAGGAGGGCUCGGAGUGGUGCAGCUUCUACCGAGCAGGAAAGGCGGGGCGCCGCCCGUUUGCGAUGCCGAUUCUUUUGCACCGCAGCUCUUCCCGCGUUGCCUCUGCCUCCUCACACCUACGCCACACUGCUGCGUCUGCAACAGUGGCGGCACCAACGCCAAGUGAGGUGGUACGGCCGCACCACCAUCACAUCCCCCACCACCCCGACUCGGAGGGGCGGCAUACGCGGACCCCGUCACUGUUGCCGAGCGGCUCCCGCAAAGUGGCGGAGUUGGAGCACUUUCUCACCCCCCGCAUGCUGAGGAAGCUGCUGGCGCUCUGCUUGUCGUCUGCCGCACCGCGGGAGUCGGCGCAGCUGUCAUCGUGGCACACGGAGCGGCUAUUGCCCCUUCUCGCGCUGUACAGUCCGCGAAGGCUACACGAGGAAGACGUGAAGAAGGCGCUGCGCCUGCUGCUGAGCCGAUCGCUCGCGGUAUUCAGCGACGGGGAGGCGACACACCACCAGCAGCAGAGACGGGAGUACGGUGAAGAGAUGGCGCGUGGCGGCGUUGCGGCGGUGAUGUACCACGAGAACGACCCGCGCGCUCUCUCGCUCAUCAACAUAGGCCUCUUCCUUUCGGCCAUCGCCACCACGCACCCGCACCUUUUCGAGGCAAUGACCAAACAGCACGUGUACCCCCUCUUAUUCUGUGCCUUGCAGCGCGAUGCGGCGACGUACUGCCCCGCCGCAUUCUCCGUUCUCGCGCUGCUGGUGCACAACAUCCCUGUGGAGCUGCGCGAGCGGUUCCAACCGAUGGUUGAGGAACUGACGGAGAUGGCCAUCGCGGCGCCUUUCACAACAGAGAUGGCGGGCGUUGCGGCAAAGGUGUGCGCUGUCUACAAGGAACUGCGGCUGCGCUGCCGGGGCGCGCUGCUGCAGCGCAUCGCAGAGGUGCUCACGGAGAGCGGCGCGGUGCAGAGCCAGGUGGCGCGGAGUGUUGCAGGUACCAAGGAUGGCAGCGACAUGGAUAAGACAGUAACAUCAGGAGCAGGAGAAAUAAACUCACUAGACGAGCCAGCAGGACUAGCGCGAAGCUUCUUCAACCUGGAGGAAAAGAAAAUAUGUUUCCGCGUGCUACAGGGCUUCUGCACCAACUGGGAGGGAACCGCCUUCUUCUUUCUGGACGUCUGCACACCAUACAUGCAUCACCGCAAUGCGGCGCUGCGGCGGGAGUGUGUGCUUGCUUGCGUCCGCCUCCUCCUCUCCGACUGCUUCCGCGCCUUGCCGCUAGAAGCGGGUGGACUAGCCCCAGCAGACUGGCGAAUAAAGCGGGUGACAUGCAACCCUAGACGUGUGCCUUUGACAAGUACCCGUACGAGUGCNACGCAUGCGACAAGCCACGUCUCCCCCAUGCACGUGCAGAUGAGGGCGAUGGAGGUGGCUGCCACGGCCGCCACAACCACAGUCGGCAACAGCAACAUGCAGCUCCCACACACAGCAGCGGCAGCGCCGUCGUUGGGGGGCGAUGUGGCCGUUACAUGCGAUCGCCACACGGGCCGGUCGCACAUCAACACGCUGCGGGAGGUGCUGCAUCGCAUGGUGGAGGUGGCCGUGUGCGACCCUGAGGCGUCAAUCCGCAACGUGGCGCUGCGGAAUCUCUCAACCGAGACAGACCAGUUUCUCGGCACACACGCGGAGAUUGUCGAUCUCCUCUCUGCCGCACUCAACGAUGAGUACCCACCCAAUCGUGUGGAGGCGGUGCGUAUUCUGCGCCGUGUCGCACACUCCGUUCCAUCGGUAGUGUACCCACGGCUACGGAAGGUGCUGCUGCAGACGCUGCGCGAUUUUCAGGAGCGUGCGGUUCUCUCACGCCCACAACGCGGGGGGGCGAGCAACACUAGGGCUACGGCUAACGCCGAAAGCACAAACAUCGACGCCGAGCAGCUGAAGUUUCUGUUUGAGGUGAUUCAGGUUGUGCCGCACUCGAUGCCUCUGCACAUGGACAGCAUACUGCAGCUGCUGCAGGAGGUGCUGAUGCCUCACCACGCGGCGGAGCGCGGCACGGUAGUCGUGGCCCUCCGUAUGCUGUCCUAUCUUAUGGAUGAAAUUACACGCGAGGAGUGGCACAAGUUUGAGGUGCUUCUCGAACUUCUUUCAGCGCAGCUGUUUCUCCGUGAUGGGGAUGUCGACCGACUACACGCGGCCAUUGGUGCCAUACAAAAGAUUAUUCAAAGCGUCGUUGUCACAAAGCCUUUCUAUAACACAUGCGAUUUGCAGUCCAUUGUGGCUAGCUCACAGUCUCUGCUGUAUCAGAAGCCGUCUAUUGGCUCGGAGCUGUCGCUGUCGGUUCUUAAGCUGCUCGGCACUAUCAGCUCCAUCGAGUCACACCACCAGCGCGGCGACACACAAGGCACGGCGGUGAUGCUUGGGCGCCCGGAGUUCAAGUACCGACUCCCACUGCCACUGCACAUCAACACUGUCAAGCUUUCACAUCAAAAAAUGCAAGGUAACCGACUUCGUGCGCAGUUCACGGAGGAGAUGUGGCCAGACACCAUUCUGUGUACUCUACUCCGCACCUUCUCGGAGGCGCUUAACGGUAUCCUCGCAUUCACCAACGAGGAGCUGCAAGCAUGCCUCCAGGCAACUGUCGCCAUCCUGCGGGACGCAGGGGCGCUGCAGAAUUUGGAGCGCUACAUGCCAGCGCUCCUGAGUGUUCUCGCUGGGCUGCUGGAACGCGCCGGCGCCGAUGCCCCUCUGCGCGUCUCGACGAUGGAGAACCUUGCGGAGCUGGUGCAGCUCGCUGGUCGCGGGAUUGCCCCAAUGUACUCCCUUUUGGUGGCAUUCCUCGAUCAGCACUGGGUAUCAUCGCGCUACGCGCUGUCCAGCAGCUGCAAACUGCUCAUGGCGCUCUGCACGGCUGUUCCAGAUUUGGUGCAGGAACACUGUGUGUGGUUCCUGUCGCUUCUACUGGGUAAGCUGAUGCAACUCGUUGGCGAGGGGGCUCCGGCUUCUCCAACUGGGAGCUCCCAGCCGCUGCUUGGCGGUGUCUCACACACCGCGCGUGACACCGCGGCGGGAACCACCACGACAUCUAUGGUUGUUCGCGAUGUGCUCAAGGCAAUUCAUUCGCUGUUGCCUGUGGCAGAUCAAUCCACCGUGCAGUCCGCCUGCCUGGCGCUCUCGCAGCUGCUGCGCAACUCUGGGAGCCCAGCGGGGGCGCUGGUGCCGUUCGAAGCAAACACGUUGCAACACUCUACUGAUUCUUUCCCCCACUUCGACGCAGAGGUGAGCCGUGAUAUUGCGCAGGUUCUGGUUUGCCUCCUCGGCGCCUGUGAUGUGACGGCGACCGCCACGACGGUCGUUGAAAGUGUGCUGCUGCAGCUGUGUCACUACGCCAAGGUUCACAAGGUGGCACUGGAAAACCUGGCGGAAGAACUACAACAGCAGCAGGAGCAGCGAAAACAACGGCAGUUAUUAUGGCCACGGCACAGAGUCUUUGGCAAUACGCCAGAAUCCAGCUUGAAUCGAAGAGCGCUGGAGCAGGAACUCCGACGACAACGCGGUAGCCAGAUCCAGUGGUUCAACAGCUCCUCGCUGGCACGCUUGGUGCUGGAAAACACUGGUGAGGGUCGUCCAGCCGUUGUGAGUGCAUUUCCCUUUGAAGAGACGGCCACAUCGUGGGAGUCGCCGGUCGAGUUGGAUCUUCUUGCGUGUGUGCUCCUCGUCGCUGGUCGCUGCCGAAUGCCGGCCGUUUCCUACGAUCUCAUGAUUGGUGAGUACCUUGAGCAGCGCUUUGAGCCAAGCAGCGCUGUGGUGGACUUCUUUCGCUGCGCUACGUCACUUCACUACCGCUUGUGCCUCCUACCAGUAGGGAUCCAGCAUCCACAGCAGCAGCAGCACCAACAACAACAACAACAACAACAACAGCAGCAGCAGCAGCACCAACGGCAACAACAACAACAGCAGCAGAGAUUAGAACAGCAAUCACCAUCAACACCCCNUGGUGGACUUCUUUCGCUGCGCUACGUCACUUCACUACCGCUUGUGCCUCCUACCAGUAGGGAUCCAGCAUCCACAGCAGCAGCAGCAGCACCAACAACAACAACAGCAGCAGCACCAACAACAACAACAGCAGCAGCAGCAGCACCAACGGCAACAACAACAACAGCAGCAGAGAUUAGAACAGCAAUCACCAUCAACACCCCCGCAACAGAGACAAGAAAGGUGGUCAGCUUCUCACGCCUCGGGCUCCGACAUCGGUACAACAGCAGAUCCUUUGUUGCCGUCGACACAGGUGACGAGCGGACUUCGGAGCUCGCGGCCUAG